AUGGCACAGAAGAGGAUCAAGAAGGAAUUGCAAGAUCUAGGCAAAGACCCUCCAACCAAUUGCUCAGCAGGGCCAGUUGGAGAUGACUUGUUCCAGUGGCAAGCAACUAUUUUAGGACCAAAUGACAGUCCAUAUUCCCAGGGCGUGUUCUUCUUGACAAUCAAUUUCCCCACUGACUACCCAUUCAAGCCGCCAAAGGUUGCCUUCACAACAAGAAUUUAUCACCCAAACAUCAACAGUAAUGGCAGUAUUUGCCUGGACAUCCUGCGGUCACAAUGGUCACCUGCGCUGACCAUUUCAAAAGUCCUUCUCUCCAUCUGCUCCCUGCUCACAGAUCCAAAUCCUGAUGACCCUCUGGUGCCAGACAUUGCUCGUGUUUACAAGACAGAUCGUGACAAAUACUACAAAACAGCCAGGGAAUGGACACAAAAGUAUGCUCAAUGA
This is a messenger RNA of Candidula unifasciata, 444 nucleotides long. NCBI's taxonomy places the organism in Eukaryota, Metazoa, Mollusca, Gastropoda, Stylommatophora, Geomitridae. The record is from the annotation of a GenBank genome assembly.